Leptinotarsa decemlineata (Colorado potato beetle) is the source of this 802-nucleotide messenger RNA. RefSeq lists its product as uncharacterized. The record is from RefSeq and is a predicted model, not a curated record. NCBI's taxonomy places the organism in Eukaryota, Metazoa, Arthropoda, Insecta, Coleoptera, Chrysomelidae.
CACAGUGUGAUUUGUUGAAAUAUUGCUUGACAUUUCAAUUUCGUAAAUGUCAUUUCAACAUCAAAAAUUCUUGUAAGCAUAAAUUAAAUCAGCAAAAUGGGUGAAGCAGCGGAAAAUUUGAACUAUGAUUGCAACUACAAUAUGUUCCUUGCCAAAAUAAUGCUCUCCAAUUUGGCGAGAAGCGAAGACAGACAAAAGGCGGUUAAGUGGAUGAAGAAACUUGCCACUUGUAACAGAAGCAUAGAGGAAAUGAAACUGAGAAAUGAUUUCAUGUAUUAUUUGGUGAUAAAUAUACAGCAAGGCGAGUUACAACCUCCAUUUACGGACAACCCACCUACUAGUCCAUUACCUAACAUAGCUCAUCUUUUGCCAGGAGGCGUCGCAGAAGUAGAGGUGAAUGAAUUUGGUGAAACAACUACUCAACAAACGAGAAAGCCGAUGUUGUACGAAAAUUCACCUGAUGGAGGUGCAUUUUUGGCUGCUCAACCUGUACCGAGGUGUGGGGCAUUUUGUUAUUUGGCCGUAGUUGCCAGAGAGCCAAAACAUGAUUGAUUUUUUAUAUUUUACAAUAAUAGUGUUUUUAUUUUUGUGCUUUCAUAUUACUAUUUACUCAUUACUUUCUCAAGUUGAUUCUCUGAAAAGAAAAUAAACUUUUACUUCACCCAAGUGAUCUAAACCGGCACUGCUGAACCAAUGUUUUAAUUCGAGAUAAUCAACCAAUUUCUAUGAUAACUGCAAAUUGGAAAUUGUAUGAAGUAAAAAUGGAGGCAGAUAUUUUUCAAUAUAGUACAAUAACAGCAAG